ACAAAUUAAAGAGAGAAGGAAGGAGAUACCAUCUAUCUCGUUUCUGCAUUUUUCUCUCAAAAUCGCCAUCACUUCUUCUGCGUCACUUCUAUAAGGUAAAAGAUUGGGGAGCAAAGGACUACCAGUAUGGAUUGUUAUUGUCCUUUACCAGAAGAUCUUGUGGUUGAUAUUUUAUUGAUGUUGCCAGUGGAACCACUCUUGCGUUUCAAAUGUGUGUGCAAGCACUGGUAUGCUCUCAUCAAAAGUGAAAGUUUCAUAGAGAAGCAUUUUCAUCACAAGAACAAUCGUGCCCGUCUCCUCAUUUGCAACUUGAAAUUAGAAAAGGAAGAACACACCCUCGUAAAGUCUGUUGUAGUCUCCUUGCUCCCUGAAAAAAUAGUUCCGGGUGUGACCCCUGAGCAAAAAAUUCUCCUUCAUCUUCCGAGGACCGAUUAUUUCAAGUGUGUUGCUGGCCCAGUUAAUGGCUUAUUCUUACUGCAGGAAGUAUUUUGUGAAUACGGUGUCCGCUUGAGUUUGUGGAAUCCUGCCACCAGAGAGUUCUGGCCUCUGCCUCCUGAGCCUUUUGAGAUUAAGCACUUCUUCUGUGACUAUGAUCAUCAAUUUGGAUUGGGGUUUGACCUGUUGACUCAGGAUUAUAUAGUUGUUUGGAUUCGAGUAUUCUUUGAUAAUCAGGGACGAGGACAGGGACAGGAACAGGGCGGUUACCCUCAUGUCUAUGUCUGUGUCUAUUCCUCAUGCGAUAACUCAUGGAAGAACCUAGAAUUUCCUUCCAGUUUUACGUCAGGUUCUCUCUAUUUCGUCAUAUAUCUGAACGGGGUUUAUUAUUGGAGUUGUAGGAGCCUUGAUAAUAUAUACAAGAUUCAGUCAUUUGCCAUGGGCAGCGAACAGUUUGGGGAGAUGCAAGGCCCAGAUAUUCCAGGUGAACGCUGGAGGAGGCUGACAUUGCGUGGAGACUCGCUUGCAAUGUUAGUCAGUGAUAAGUCUAUGACAUCCAUAUAUGAAAUGAAACAAGAGGGAAGUUGGUCCAAAGUGUUUACUGUUCAACCUCGUAUAGAUGUUGCUCAUUUGCCUAACGAUAUUUGGGAGAAUGAUAAAGAUUAUUUUUGAACUGACAGAAACUUCACAGCUGGUGCUAUAUGACCCUACAACAAGUCAAGUUACAGAUCUUGGAAAUCAGCUGAGGCUUAUUGCCUCUUAUGUUUUCAAUUACAAGGAGAGCCUAGCUCUAAUAAAGAGAGGAAAUGAGACUCAGGACCAGGAUAAUGCUGAACUUAAAAUUGCUUGUAAGAGCUAUUAGAGUUUUCCAUUUUAGAGUCUUCAGUGAUCAUUGAUUCAUGAAAAGAUAUUAGAUUAUGGCUACAUUUAACAUUUUGGAGUGUGUCUAUGCAUGCUAUGAAAGAAAAUAGACUGAGAACGCCUUUAAGGCGAGAAGAAUCGAUUGUCCUUAAAAGA
Molecule: messenger RNA, 1452 nt
Organism: Solanum tuberosum (potato)
Lineage: Eukaryota; Viridiplantae; Streptophyta; Magnoliopsida; Solanales; Solanaceae
Product: F-box protein At3g07870-like
Exons: 2
Coding region: 127-1107 (326 amino acids)
Molecular function (GO): protein binding
Source: RefSeq, a predicted model, not a curated record